AAAAGAGAAGUGAGUUGGGUUUGGAGUCCCGAGGUGGGAGUGAGAGUAAUGGUCUUCCUGUAGACACUCUCCACUGUCGAAGGAGAUCACGCACUGCGCUCUCUCUCAACCUUCAAACUUCAAUGCCACUCUUCUUCCUUCCCCAUUGACGCCCAAUGGAUCCCAUCAACGCCGCCGCCAACACCCCAUCCUAUCACCUAUCGGAGAUCUGGCACUUCCCGCCUCCCGCCGCCCCAGACGCCUUGGGCCUCCGGAGCCCCAACUUCGCCAAGAAGAGGCGCCAGGCCCACCACGUCUCCGCCACCAACGCCGUGAAGGAGGGUCAGGGUGGUGGCGAUGGGAAGCGCGUUAAGAAGAGUGAAACUCAAAGCAGUUCAGGAAAGCCUGCGGAGCCAGCUUCGGAGCCUCCUAAGCAAGACUACAUCCAUGUCCGAGCUAGAAGGGGUCAAGCUACCGAUAGCCAUAGUCUUGCAGAAAGAGCUAGACGGGAGAAGAUUAGUGAGAGGAUGAAAAUUCUUCAGGAUUUAGUCCCGGGUUGUAAUAAGGUUAUUGGGAAAGCAUUAGUCCUUGAUGAGAUAAUUAAUUAUAUCCAAUCGCUUCAGCGCCAAGUAGAGUUUUUGUCAAUGAAGCUUGAAGCAGUAAAUUCAAGAAUGGCCCCCGGAAUUGAAGUGUUUCCUCCUAAAGAUUUUGAUCAGCAAACAUUCGAUACAACUGGCAUGCCAUUCGUUUCUCAAGCCGCAAGAGAGUAUAGCCGAGGUUCAUCACCAGAGUGGUUACAUAUGCAGGUGGGAGGUGGUUUUGAAAGAGCAACGUAGUCUAUGAAAUCCCAUCACCUGAUAACAAAUGCAUAUAGAAUCAGUAGUCUCCUUCAGAGCCCCAUAAAUCAUAUACUCAAGGUGUUAUUAAGUCCAAUGGAUACCUCAUUCCCGUUUCCUACAAGAGGCUUGGAGCUGUUAUUUGUAUCCACAGGAUCGCUUCAGUUAGUACUUGAGCAACUCCAUUUGUUAGUAUGUUGGAAAAUGAAUUCAUUUACCCAAUAUGUAGUUUAGUGGACUAUAGGCUUUCUAUGCUGAUACUCUUCAUAACCUUGAAUGAUUAUUAUUCUUGUAAAAGAAUGCUGUUUGUCCUGAAAUACAUAAAUGCUUACAUACUGUGUAAUAGUGUAAACAUUGUUGUUUGUCAGUGAAGCUAUGUUGAAUAAAUUAAGCCCAUGUGGUUUUGUUAACA
Cajanus cajan (pigeon pea) is the source of this 1227-nucleotide messenger RNA. Its product is annotated as transcription factor BHLH089. NCBI's taxonomy places the organism in Eukaryota, Viridiplantae, Streptophyta, Magnoliopsida, Fabales, Fabaceae. The record is from RefSeq and is a predicted model, not a curated record. Gene Ontology annotation, molecular function: protein dimerization activity; DNA-binding transcription factor activity. Gene Ontology annotation, cellular component: nucleus. Gene Ontology annotation, biological process: regulation of DNA-templated transcription.